Messenger RNA from Lathyrus sativus (Indian pea), 360 nucleotides. Lineage: Eukaryota; Viridiplantae; Streptophyta; Magnoliopsida; Fabales; Fabaceae. The record is from the annotation of a GenBank genome assembly.
AUGGCAAGAGUUAAACAAACACCACGUCACGCACGUGAGAAUCAGGAAAGGAAGAAAAGACGUAAUAAACCUGGAACCGUAGCGCUUCGUGAGAUCAGGAAAUUCCAAAAAACUUUCAAAUUACUUAUACCAUAUGCUCCAUUCGUAAGAUGUGUCAGGGAAAUUACAAGCCAAGUAUCUUCAUUGGUUACACGCUGGACGCCUGAAGCAUUGUUAUCACUUCAAGAGGCAGCUGAGGAUUGCCUAGUUCGAAUGUUUGAAGCUGGAUGGCUCUGCGCACUUCAUGCAAAGCGUGUUACCCUUAUGAAAAAGGAUAUUGAAUUGACGCGCAGGCUUACCGGGAUAGGAAGACCUUGGUGA